AUGGCGCUGAUGCGGCGCUACACUCUCUAUGUCCUCAUGGGCUUUAGUCUCAUCUACUUUCUUUACUGUCUCAAGACACCUUAUGAGAACCCAGACAACGCGGUUAUAGUCGGCGACCACGACCACCACGAACAUGAGCAUGAACAUGAGCAAGACCACGAGCACGAGCACGAGCACGAGCAUCAGCAACAUCCAGAUCAACAUACACACGCAAACGAGCCUCAAAGGACAAACAAGUUCCCGUCGUUUGAUUGGGCCAAGGUGUCCUUCCACAAUCGCAUCGAGUCGUUCAUUCCGCUACCAACCGGCAAACCGAAAGCGCUACCCAAGAUCCAGUUCAGAUUCCGACCCGAAGAUGCCACGGCCAAGAACAUCCGUGAGACGAGACGAGAAGAAGUCAAAAAGCAGUUCUUCAAAUGCUGGAAGAACUACCGCAGUCAUGCAUGGAUGCACGACGAGGUGCGUCCCAUAAGCGGGGGAGUGUCGGAUCACUUUGGAGGCUGGGCCGCCACCCUCAUUGACGCGCUCGACACACUAUACAUUAUGGGAUUUGAAGAGGAAUUCGAGUCGGCCGUCGAGGACGUCGAGCGCAUCGACUUUGGAUACACGGAUCUGGAAACAGUCAAUGUCUUUGAGACCAACAUCCGGCACCUGGGUGGUCUCUUAUCGGCCUUUGAACUCAGCGGCGACGAGCGAUUGUUGAAAAAGGCCAAGGAGGUUGGCGAAAUGUUGUACCAUGCGUUCGACACACCCAAUCACAUGCCCAUUACUCGAUGGCAGUUUCGCGCUGGAGGCGAGGGCAAGCCCCAAGCCGCAGACGGGCAGGUUCUCCUUGCAGAAAUCGGAAGUAUGACCAUGGAGUUUACGCGCCUCUCGCAAUUGACAGGAGAUCCAAAAUGGUAUGAUGCGGUAGCAAGAAUAUCCCAGCUCCUAGAAGCCCAGCAGAGUAAAACGAAGCUUCCAGGCAUGUGGCCGCUGAUGGUAAACGCACGAAAUGCGGAUUUCACCCAAGACACCAGUUUCACCCUCGGCAGCAUGGCCGACUCCACAUACGAGUAUCUGGCCAAAGAAUACAUGCUCCUCGGCGGCCUCGACACCACCUACCAGAAAAUGUACGAAAGCGCCAUGGACACUGCCUCCAAACAUACCCUCUUCCGCCCUUCCAACCCAGAAGACUACGACAUGCUCGCGUCCGGCUUCGUCUCCGUCUCCGAAGACUCAACCCCUCACCUCGACCCCGUCCUCCAGCACCUCGCCUGCUACACCGGCGGCAUGUUCGCUCUAGGCGGCCGCCUCUUCUCAAACGAGACACAUCUACAAAUCGCCCGCAAGCUCACAGACACUUGUGUAUGGGCCUACCACGCAUCCCCAGCAGGCAUCAUGCCAGAAGUAUCGCAUCUACUCCCCUGCACCUCCUCCACCACAUGCUCCUGGGACGAAUCCGCAUGGGAAAAAGGUAUCGUGGCCCGCACCUCCGCCUCCGACAAAGAGCAGGAUCCACUCAAGAACAUUGCGAACUUGCGUCUUCCACCGGGUUUCACAUCUAUAGAAGAUCGCCGCUAUAUCCUCCGUCCCGAGGCCAUCGAGAGCGUGUUCGUCAUGUAUCGUGUUACAGGUGAGCAGCAGUGGCAGGCUGCGGCGUGGGACAUGUGGAAUGCGAUUUUGAAGUCUACGGAUACGGACAUUGGGAAUUCGGCGCUGGUGGAUGUUUCGGCACCGCAGCCGCCUAGGGAGGAUAGUAUGGAGAGCUUCUGGAUGGCGGAAACGCUGAAAUAUUUUUAUCUUACAUUUAGCCCGCCCAGCGUUAUUAGUCUUGAUGAAUGGGUUUUUAAUACCGAGGCACAUCCAUUCAAGGUGCCCAAACCCAAGGCUUAG
This is a messenger RNA of Bipolaris oryzae ATCC 44560, 1875 nucleotides long. RefSeq names its product glycoside hydrolase family 47 protein. The coding region runs from base 1 to 1875 and encodes 624 amino acids. Gene Ontology annotation, molecular function: mannosyl-oligosaccharide 1,2-alpha-mannosidase activity; calcium ion binding. Lineage: Eukaryota; Fungi; Ascomycota; Dothideomycetes; Pleosporales; Pleosporaceae. The record is from RefSeq and is a predicted model, not a curated record. Gene Ontology annotation, cellular component: Golgi membrane; endoplasmic reticulum. Gene Ontology annotation, biological process: carbohydrate metabolic process; N-glycan processing. The transcript has 2 exons.